AUGCCAAAUGGGACACUUGAAAAAUGGAUACCCAGUCAUAACUUUUUCUUAGACAUGUUGCAGAGAAUAGAUAUAAUGAUAGAUGUUGCAUCUGCAAUGGACCAUCUCCACAAUGGAUAUUCAACAUUUGUGGUGCACUGUGACUUAAAGCCAAGCAAUGGCUUACUAGAUCAAGAAAUGAUUGGCCAUGUUAGUGAUUUUGCCAUUGCAAAAUUGUUAGGAGCAGGGGGGGAUUUUGUUGAAACAAAGACGAUUGCGACCAUCGGAUAUACUGCUCCAGAGUAUGGACAAGAUGGAAUAGUAUCCACAAGCUGCGAUAUUUAUAGUCUUUGGCAUCCUAAUGAUGGAGACGUUUACAAGAAGGAGACCAGGUGAUGAAAUAUUUACUGAAGAUUUUAGCAUACGAUGUUGGGUCAAUGAUUCUUUUCCAAGUGAAAAUGAUGCUAAUUUGGUACAGCUUGGGGAUGAACCUACUGAUGCAAAAUGCAGUGUCUGUGAUCUUUGAUGGAAUUAGCUUUGAGUUUUCACUAGUGACACCUGAUGCAAGAAUUAGCAUGGAAGAUGCUCUUUCAACACUUGAAAAGAUUAGGGUCCAAUUUAGUCAGCAGUUAACACCAGGCUCGAUUCCUAUUUUUUUCCAAACAAAACCAUGGUUUCUGGGUUCUGCCAGUGACAAUGCUGGAACAAAGGGGUUCAGACUUCAGAUCAUCGGCUAUCUGAUUGCUUUACCCAUGUCAAAUGAGUUGAUUCUUCAAUUCUGCACCUGUUCAUUGAACAGAGGCGCUCGUAGCUAGCAGCUUC
Messenger RNA from Solanum dulcamara, 801 nucleotides. RefSeq names its product probable receptor-like protein kinase At5g18500. The record is from RefSeq and is a predicted model, not a curated record. Gene Ontology annotation, biological process: protein phosphorylation. Gene Ontology annotation, molecular function: protein kinase activity; ATP binding. Lineage: Eukaryota; Viridiplantae; Streptophyta; Magnoliopsida; Solanales; Solanaceae. The transcript is spliced from 2 exons. The coding region runs from base 1 to 375 and encodes 124 amino acids.